CAUACGCAUUAGGGAUGCAAGGCGGCGCCCGAUCCGCCCCGCUUUGUAUUGUAGUCAAAGUAAAUCAACUUAGUUAUAAUCUUUCUGGUUCAGCUUUAGUUCAGUUUGAACUAAAUUUCUGUUUUGGCGGGCUUAUGCGGGAUGCCCGCUUGCAUCCCUAAUACGCAUACACACAGCGUGAGAUCGAGAGCGAGAUGGCCACGCCAACCCCCGCCGUUCGGUUCUCCGACGUGCCGGAGAAUCUGCCUAGAUGCUUUGCUCUCUCAACAAACACCAACCGGCCGAUGAAAGCCACAGUGGACGAUUUUUUCGCGGAGAUUCACAAGGACGACGGUGGCAUCUUGACGAACCCGCACGCCAGGUUCUACUUCGAGCCAUCCAGGAAGCACGGUGGCCGUCUCCUGCACAUCAGAUGCGGCUACAACAACAAGUACUGGAUGGCCAAACAACAACAGCAACAACCAGAUGACGGCGCCGCCGCCGCCGCCAUUGUCAUCACCGGCACCACGACCGAGCGGGAGGAGGACCUGGGUAAACCGUCGUGCACCCUCUUUGCGGUCCAACUCAAAUCCAAGGGCAAGGACGAAGCUCAGAACAUUCUCUACGAUGCAAGCUUCUAUGAUCCCCGGCUCGGAAAACCGGCCUUGAUAGCGGGACAAGGCGAGGACGAAGAAGGCAAGCUUCACGGCGAGUUCGUCGUCCGCGACUUGUCGGACCAUGUAGUGCUGCCUCGCUACGUGGCCUUCAAGGGCUACAACGACAUGUACCUGAGCGCGCGGCAAGUGCACGGCGGUUCCUACCUGCAGUUCUCGGAGGAAGACAUCGCCGCCUCCAGGGCCAUGUUCACCACCUACCACAAGGACGACGGCACCGUCCGCCUCAAGUCCAAAGCCUACGACAAGUUCAUGAAAUUCGACACCAACUGGGUCACGCCGGUCGGGCGCGACGACGCCGGCGACAAGAGAACACUGUUCAAGGUGAUCAAGGUGGGCGACUACUACGGCCUCAAGUGCAUGGGGAACCACAAGUUCUGCAAGAGCCUCUCCGCCGACGGCAAGACAGACUGCCUCAACGCCGCCGACAGCCACAUCACCGAGGAGGUCAAGCUGUGGGUGACGGAGCCGGUCCUGUCCCGGGAGAUCUACGACGUGGUGUACCAUGGGGUGGACAAGGCCAGGGUGUACGACAUGAAGACCAUCAACAUGGCCACCUCCUCCGCCGUCAACCGCACCUCCGAGAACAACAAGGUCAAGCUAUCCCUGUCGAUCACGCAGACGCAGACGAGCACCUGGGACGCCAGCGUCUCGCUCAAGGCCGGCGUCAAGACCACCGUCACCGCCGGGAUCCCGGCGGUGAUGGACGCGGAGGUGGAAGUCAGCUUCGAGGUCACCUCCGAGUACCACUGGGGUAAGACCGAGGUGAACGAGACCAAGCAGCAGAUCGUCUAUGACGUGGUGGUGCCAACCAAGAAGAAAGUCACGGUGAGUGCCAUCGCGUCGCAGGCCAAGUGUGACGUCCCAUUCUCCUACACGGAGAAGGACGUUCUGCCCACCGGAGAGGUGAGGAUUACCAAGCAUCACGAUGGCAUAUACACUGGGAUGAAUACCUUCAAUCUCCAGUAUGAGACCAAAGAAGAAGACCUGCCCGCCACUGAAUAAAUACAUAUAUAUUGUCCUUUAUUUGUGCUCUACUACUUAUCAACCCACCACACAAUAAAUAAUAAUAAUUGAAUAAAUGUACCAUGACAUGGUACUAUCGUGGGUGAUACUAGCCAAGAGCAGUGUGUACGCUUUAUGUACGGACGGAUUAUCAAGUGUACUUGUAUUGUACUUUGUUCCUAUAUAUAUAUGAUGAAUGAAUAAAUAUAAUACAUCACUUCUACUUCGAUA
Molecule: messenger RNA, 1889 nt
Organism: Triticum dicoccoides
Lineage: Eukaryota; Viridiplantae; Streptophyta; Magnoliopsida; Poales; Poaceae
Exons: 2
Coding region: 195-1658 (487 amino acids)
Source: RefSeq, a predicted model, not a curated record